AUCAUGCGCAGUAGAGGAAGCCCAGUCUGGCCUGGAGACCACUCCUUGUCUCGGUGUCGAAUGGGACACUACAACUGUAACGGUGUUCUGUGACGGGAAAUGACGAAAAACAGGGGACACGUGUAGAAACCCCAAAAUGGGGCACAGCCGGAUGGUUUGGCCAGCCGUGCUGCUGACCCUUGUUGCCUUCGGAGGGGCCUUUGCUGGAUCGCCAGGGGCUGGAGGAAGCUACGUGGGGGACGUCAACGUCUCUGCCAUUUUGGAUUCCUUCAGCGUUAGUUACGAUAAAAGAGUAAGACCGAAUUACGGAGGUCCUCCAGUGGUAGUCGGAGUCACAAUGUACGUUUUGAGCAUCAGUUCGCUUUCAGAAGUCAAAAUGGAUUUUACCUUGGACUUUUACUUUCGACAAUUCUGGACGGACCCAAGACUGGCGUUCCGGAAAAGGCCCAGCGUAGAGAUCCUCUCCGUAGGUUCGGAAUUCAUCAAAAACAUCUGGGUACCUGACACAUUCUUUGUCAAUGAGAAACACUCAUCCUUCCACAUGGCGACUACUUCCAAUGAAUUCAUUCGAAUACACCACUCAGGAUCAAUUACACGCAGUAUUCGACUCACAAUCACAGCUUCAUGUCCCAUGAACCUACAGUAUUUUCCGAUGGACCGGCAGCUCUGUCACAUAGAAAUUGAAAGUUUCGGUUACACCAUGCGAGACAUCCGGUAUAAGUGGAACGAAGGUCCCAAUUCGGUGGGGGUCUCCAACGAAGUUUCGCUGCCCCAGUUUAAGGUUCUUGGACACAGGCAAAGGGCCAUGGAGAUCAGCCUUACGACAGGAAACUACUCUAGAUUGGCCUGCGAAAUACAAUUCGUGAGAUCAAUGGGUUACUAUCUUAUCCAAAUUUACAUCCCGUCCGGCCUUAUUGUCAUCAUUUCUUGGGUAAGCUUCUGGUUGAAUCGUAACGCAACCCCCGCCAGAGUAGCCCUAGGAGUAACCACUGUGUUGACCAUGACUACGCUCAUGUCGUCGACGAACGCUGCACUCCCGAAAAUCUCUUACGUCAAAUCGAUCGACGUCUACCUGGGGACUUGCUUCGUGAUGGUCUUUGCUAGUCUAUUAGAAUAUGCCACCGUAGGUUACAUGGCGAAACGAAUACAGAUGCGAAAAAACAGAUUUUUGGCGAUACAAAAAAUUGCUGAACAGAAAAAAUUAAACGUAGAUGGCGGUCCUGAUGAUCACGCACCAAAGCAAACAGAGGUACGUUUCAAAGUUCACGACCCGAAAGCGCACAGCAAGGGCGGCACCCUCGAAAGCACCGUAAACGGCGGUAGAGGCGGCGACAGAGGGGGUGCCGGACCAGACGAAGAAGCGGGAGCUCCUAUUCCUCAGCACAUUAUUCACCCCAACAAGGACAUAAACAAACUGUACGGGAUCACUCCCUCGGACAUCGACAAAUACUCCAGAAUAGUGUUCCCGGUGUGCUUCGUGUGCUUCAACUUAAUGUACUGGAUCAUAUACCUGCACAUCUCCGAUGUGGUCGCUGAUGACUUGGUGCUACUCGAAUCGGACAAAUAAGCGCCGGCUCUUCUUCAAAUUAAAAAUGUGCUUUUGAUUAUGAUUCAUUUAUUUCUAUAACGAGCUAGAUUUUACGUUUAAAAUUUAAAUCUAGGUCCUAGAGUACACCAAAUAGAUGUCUAUAAACCAAACUAUUACAUUUUAAAUUGAACAAACAAAUAUAACGUCGGACUACCAAGAUUGAAGAUGCAGUGGAUAACUCUUAAAAAAAUCAAAAUUUCAUGUCGCCAUUAAUAUUACUAACUCUUUUACACCAAACAUAGUAAUAGCACAUAGGUAGUUGAUUUUCCCUAAUAUCAGCAACAUAAACGCCUAUUCGAUAUACACAAUAAUUAAAUUCUUGAAUAUAUGGAAUCCUACAAAUAUUUACGGCUAUUAGAAGACUAUUACUAUACAUAUAAGUAUAAGAACGGAACAUAAGUUGUAUAAAACUUUUUGGUAGUUUGGCAAAUGGGUUUCGUUCCCACAGUCAUCACAUUGGAGAGAAAAAACUAGUUAUAAAAUCGGACGUCGUCUAUGUCUAUAAGUAAAAUAAAAUCAGAGAAUAUCUACAAUUUUUAUUGAAAAAAAUAAGAAUAGAAAAUAUCAGGAUUUAGAUUUAAAUUCUGGUACUAAAAUCAAACUGCAUACUCGAAAAAUAAAUCAACUAUAUUUACCUUAAAUUGUUGCCAAUAUAUAACUUGAAAAACUGCACAUAUAUAAAACUAUAUAAUAUUAUACCUAGCGUAUACUCAAUUUUUGACAAAAUAUAGGCACUGCUUUUCAAGCAAUAUCAGUUAAAUUCUCACAAACAUUUACAUAAUAUAAUGCUAUAUAUACGACACAUGAAUAAAAAUCGUACAAACCAGUUAUUAGCAAAUCUAAAUGCAUAUUACUUUGAACAAUAUCUACACGCCCGUAUUUCUAUCGAUAUUCUUAAUAAAGUAAGAUUUAAAAGUAAACAGAAAGUUGUAGUUGACCCGUUAUAAUACAUAUUAUGUAGUGUCAAGAGCACAUUUUUAAAUGUAUAGCGACAGCACAAAAGUGACGACAUAUUAAAAGAACUGUGUGUUUUUUACUAACUCAGACUUUAGAUUAGUGUUGAACUACUCAUCAAAAUAUACACAAAACAGUCCCUUUAUACAUUCAAGAACUAAAUGGUCAAAACAUUGGUGAUGUCAAAUUUUCCUGAAUGAAAUGAAAUGAAAAUUCACAAUAUGAUUUUAUGUUUUAUCACGUUAACUUGGCACCAAAAGAUACUGAGGUAGUGAUAAUAAGGGGAUGACAUGUUCUCGUCUUCUUUUGUGGUUGCAGGGAAAGUUUUUGUUGUUCCUUUAUUAGAGUUUAUUUUUAGUGCCUUUUUAAUUUAAUUCGUUUACCUUUAUAUAACGAUGGGUGAUUUAUAUUAUUUAUUAAAAAUUUACUAUAGAAGGUUUAUUGUAAUAAUGUUAUAAAAAUGUGUUAAAAGAUAAUAUUUAUAUAUUAUGUAUGGUUAAUAGUUUUCCAUUUAUGUAAAAGGGCACAAAAAUGACAUGAAAUGUAUUUACAAAAAAUUGAUUUUUAAGCAGGAGGACGAAUCAAAAUAUUCAGAUUAUUUAAAAACGUUUUAUAUUACCGAAUAAAAAGCAACAUAAACAAGAACGAAAAGAAAGUUUGCAUGAAAAAGACAGUUUUGACUGUGAUACAAAUAGACUAGGUACAAUGAAAUAUUAUAAUCUAAAAGCUGUAAAACGAUUUCCCAAAAAUAUGUCAUACUGAAACUCAACAACUGCAGAUAGAUAUUAUUAAAUCAGAUUUUCAAAAUUCGUUUCUACAAAUGAGAACUACUUGUGAACAAAAAUUUUAAUAGAAUAGUAUGUUUCUACCAGGUUCUACUGUUACUUGUCUAAUAUUUAUUUAAUAAAGGGUGUGAAAAUAGAUAAAUACAUUCUAGUAAUAUAUUGCGAAAAUAAAACUGGUUUUCAAUAAUUAAGUAUGAGCAGCUCUAGUAUAAUUUAAACAACACAAUAUAAUUGCUACAUGCACUGCUAUUAAAUAGGAAGACUCUUGAAACUAUUGUUAUAACAAUGGGAAAUUGCGUUAUAUAGUCGUUCUAUUAUAUUUUUGCACAAAAGUCAUGAUUCGUUUGCAAACAAGUUAAACCAAAAGAUUAAUUGAGUACGUCGAUACGUAAUAUCAUUAAUAUAAUAAUAUGUACUCUCAAUGUAAUAAUUAGGAAAUGGCUAUUAUCGGUGGACUUAUUUUAAAAAGGUAUAGCUAUUGUACAUUUUUUAUAUUUAUCCAUGUUAUUAUAUAUUUAACACAAUAUAACUUUAUAAAAUAAAUACAAUAUAAGUUAUAAAUUCCAAUAAACAUAACAAAUGCGCUAAUGUAACUGUCACUGAAAAUCAUAAACGUCAGAAUUCAUAAUAUUAAACAAGGUAUCAAAUACAUGCCGUAUUGUUUAUCCUUGUUUAACUUAUUGCGGUUUCUAUAGACAAGCGGUUUAAUGUUGCGAUACUAGUUUCUGUGAGUAAAAAGAGACCUAGUACAAAAAGUAAUUCGUGAAUAAUUUCAUGCAUGUGCAAAGAUAUAAUGAUAACUAUUAUGAAAUUCAGAAAGAAAAACGUAAAAUAGAAAAAGAAAUAAGACAUGAUCGAAUAGGAAUACACAUGAAUAAAGUUAAAUAGACAUAGUUAAGUAGAAUGAAAACAUAACCUAAAAGAUUGUAAGUGUUUAAUAGUUUUCACAGUUUCAGAGUGUUGUAUAAAAAUGUUCAAAAUACAAACUAUGAUGUUAUUUUGAUAGUAAUCAUUGUCCGAACGAAUUUUUCCUGCUGUUUACCUGUUACAGAUCAAUCAAAAUGGUUUAUAUAACUUUUUUGCUAAGAACCUCUUGCCUAAAGAUCGAUUAAUUUGUAAAAUAAUUACCAAAAUAAUUUCUCAUAAAAUGUUUUAAAUAUAUCGCUCAGUCGGCUGUGCUACUUUGUGCUAUUUUUGGAUAUCGUGAAUAUCUCACGAAAUAAAGAAUUGAAGAACUGAGCACUCUUCAAUUAGGGCUUCUCUCCCAAUAUGAUGAGUCGUUGUACAUAUUUUUCAAACUUAUUCAUCUGGAGAAGAAAACACAGAUUCGUUAAGACCUAACUAUAAAUGUCUUCAUUUUUAGAAGACACCGAUGUUAAUUCAAUGAAUAAGUAGUUAUGACCAUUCUUUGAAUCUACGUAAUGAAUUUUUAAUUUUCUUUUAGCUCGAUACCAAGUACCGGAAUCGACUAUAGAAAUUUAAAAAAAUAAUAAUAACUACCUCAGAAUAAAACGAGAUUUAAAAUCGGUACGUGAUGAAUACCUAUAAUCAUUGCACUUAACAUCCAGUCUGUACAUUUUCUCUGUUUUCUAUUUCAAGAUUUUCAUCUUACCAUUGAAUCUCGACACAUCGUUUAUCUAAAAGUUGUUCAAAGAAUAUAAGUCCAGGACGCACCAGCUACAAAGUAUUUCAACUUAUUUUUGUCAAUUUGUAGUGGUAUAAAUGCAAAUUAAUAAUAACUAAUUCAAUAGGUUUGGUUAAGGUUUUUAUAAUGUCAAUGAAAAUAUUUGAAAAUACUUUGUACGUGUUUCGAAUGGGAAUAUAUUGUGAGAGUAUUCUUUGGACUUCCUAUUAUUAAGACGGAUAUCAUAAAAAAGUUUAAGUUAAUAAUGUUUAAAUUUUUAUUUCAUGUUACGUUCUAGUCGCUGGUAGCCUAGACUCGGUUAGUUAUAGUUUUAAAUUAAAAGAAAUUGAGAACAAUUAAAUUGUCCGGAUUUUCCCCUUUUUAUAAUAAAACUGUUUUUAACAAAUAACGUAUGUCCCUAUUCAUAAGGUUAUAAAAGUAGAAGUUACAAAUCAGUAUGAGGUACAGAAAGACUCUAAUAACAAAAUUUAUGCAUUGUUUAUUGGUAUAACUUGCUUUUUAUGCAAGAUUUGUUUCAGUACAAGAAUUAAGGAGAUUUACAAGAAGAUUUACAAAACAAAAUGGUUUACGUUUAAACACCUCGAAAGUUAGAAUAACUCUGUAAAGAGAAGACAGCAAGUUAUAUAAGUCAAUUUAAAGAAUACAUUCAAUUGAAUAGCAUAUAUUAAGGGUACUAUAGCUAUUUAAUUAUUUAAAUGGAUAAUGAGACAGAAGAGGAUAAUUUUAACAUUACUUCGAAUAUAUAUUAUUGUCAAAAAUCAUUGAGUUAAAAUAAUAAUCCUUAUAAUAUAUCUGCUUAAACUAGGUAUAUAUGGCUACCUCAAAAAAUUUUUCAAAAGUAUUUUAUACUCAUUGUUUUCAAAUUUUAAAAAUAAAUCAUUUAAUUUACGUAUACAAGAAAUAACAUAUUAAAAAAAAUAAUUUUUUAUUUUUCCUGUAUAGACAUUUUGAUAUUCAUGUUGAAAGCAAUUUUUAAAAAUAAUAUAGUGGAACCUCCGGACUGCGGCACUAAUAAUUUAUGUUACUUGUACUGAUAUUAGAAUUAUUAUUUAAUAAAAUUGUUAGUGUUGCUGAUAAACAUAAUUUUUAACAAACGUUUCAGGAUAUUUUUGCAACAAAUAAAGAAAAUCGAUGCAACUAACAUGUAUUGUCGGUAAUUAGAUAUUGCAUCAGGUUUUCUUAAAAAUGUAUAUACAAAAAGACACGAGAUCGGUGGGCAAAGAGUUCAAAUAGGUUAGUACGUUAAAACUACAAUACUAUUCGUUAAAAUUUGUGCUCUUUAAUACAUUAGUUUUUUAAUCAGAAUACCAAUUUUUGAGGUUGAAAUCUAGUUUUGAAAGUUUGCAAACUGCUAAUAUAAUAUUACCGCUAAUUUAAAGAAAGACUGUAGUUGUGCCUAACGGGGAAAAUAUAUUUUGAAAACCCUUGGUUAUAUUAUUUGGACAUAAUUAAUAUCUGUUUACUGGUAUCUUCUAAACUGAUAUUAUCAAUAUAAUACGUGUAGGGCUUUUCAUCGAUUGUCAUUGGUUUCGAGCUUCUGUUAUGCAUCACAUGAUAUUAAUAUAUCUCCGUCAGACGUCUUUGGUUUGUAUCAUUGGUAUAUACCAAUAACGUAUGACGUAGAUAUAUUAAUAUUAUGUGACACGUGACAGAAGCUCGAAACAAUUGACUGUGAAUGAAGAGCCCUUUUUGUGUGUAUCUUUUUGUAAACCACCUGUUUUAUAUUUUAAAGCAAAUUCUUUAUAACUGUCACAAAUCAAUUCAAAUUAUCAAUUUAGACACGAACUUGUUAAUGUUUUAGUCGAUUAUUCAAUAUCUUUCAUUGGCACCUUACGCGGUGAUCAAUUUAGUUGAUAGUUAUUACAUACGAGAAUAUUAAAACAAAUAGUAAAAAAGUAGAAGCGGGAAUUUACUGAUCACCAAAAUGAGUUUGUUCUAUUCUCUCUCUUCAAUCCUGACCCCCCGGAGGGAGUGUAGUGGCUAAAUGUAUAUAUACACUCACCGGCACAAAAUUCCGCCACCCCAAAAUUUUUGAUUAAGUUUGACAAUCUAUAACUUUAUUAUUUGUACUUCGAUUUUAAAAAUUCUUGCACGAGUUUGUAGGUACAUGUAUUGAUGUCAAUUGCUAUUAUUCCGGUAACAAAAAUUUUUUGCUUAGAUAGCAUUAUACGGGGGUGAAUGUAAGCGUUGUUUUUUCUCCUAACUUUGAAAAAUUCUGUGGAUAAAUUGGAGGGCUGAUUUUGUUUCAUACUCCUUUUGUAUUAUCCUGGAGAUAUCACUAAGGUUUUUUUUAAUUAUCUGAAUAUCUCUUUUCUUGUAAGAGCUGUAAUUAAAAACACUGCUUUGAAGGUUUAUUUAAUUAAAAAUAUCAAACGCACUAAAAACAACAAAACAAAACAAUUCAAUAGCGGUUAUGUCCACCUCUUGCAGCAACGACUGCUCGCAAUCUGUUUAGCAUCUAAUAAAGAUGUGUUAUCCUUGCCUGGGGAAUAGCCCGAUAUUCCUCUACCAGGGCCAUAAUUGUACCAAAUUUUCUGCAGGCGUAGGAUGACGGCAAAUAGCUUUUUUUAUUCAUCCCAUAAAUGCUCAAUAUGAUUGAGAUCUGGGCUGCAUGCGGGCCAUUCUAAUCUUAUCAAUCCAACCUCAAUUGUAUGAGUCAAUCAGUGUUUUUAUUUACAAAAAAUGGUACAGCUCUUACAAGAAAAAAGAUAUUCGGAUAAUUCAAAAAACAGAAUGUUGGUGAUGCCUCCGAAAAAAUGUGACAGGACUAUGAAACAAAAUCAGCUAUUCCAUUUUUCCACAGAAUUUUUUAAAAUUAGGAGAAAAUACAACGCUUUCUUUCACCCCUGUACAACGACAUGCAAGCAAAAUUUUUUGUUAUCGGAAUAAUACCAAACAAUAUGAAUACAUGUACCUACAAACUGGUGUAAGAAUCUUGAAAAUCGGAGCACAAAUAAUAAAGUUAUAAAUUGUCAAACUUAAUCAAAAAUUUUGGGUGGCGGAAUUUUGUGCCGGUGAGUGUAGCUUUAAUAAUAUCAUUUUGUAUAUCACUUGAAACUCUCGAAAAAACAGAUGUUGCUAGAUUUUUACAAAAUUUUUGAUCUUUUUUGGCAAUUAAUGUUAACAAUUCCCUGUAAUUGCCUGGAUUGUCAGAGUCGUCGCACUCAAAAUGACCACGAAACGCUAGUUCUUGUUUGGCCCAAAAACAUACAGUAUCUAUUAUAAGUGUGCUAAGAAUAUACCUAUCUAUUUUUUUAACAAACUCAUUAUGUUUAGCAAUAUUUGCUUUAAAAGCUUGGAUAAAAUAACUUUUGAUUUUUGUUUUGCCAAACUGAAUCAAACUGGGUAUACAUCUUACAUGUAGGUAACGGAGAAAUAUCAUGUCUCCUUUUUAAAAAUCUAACACUAUUUAAAUUGUGAACCUGGUCCACCCAUUUUUCUGUAGAAACCAGAAGACAUGGCCAACAAUACAGUAUAUUUUUCUUGCAACCAUAAUAUAAGCAAGGAUUUUCACUGUACCAACUAAAUUUAAAAUAUCGAACUACUUUUGUUGAUUCCUUUUUUAAAUUGUUUAAAAUAGGUCUUUCAUUUUUAAUCUCAUUUUUUUCUUCAAAAUUAUACACGGAGAAUUACUUUUCAAGUAGUUGAUCGAUUAAGAAGCGACACUCAUCCAUGGUUAACUGCACGCACACUUUUUAUAGGUACUGUCACCAAUUUUAAAUCUGGUAACAGCGCUACUGAUAAACAGCGCGCUUAUGCCGUCGCUUCUUUAAAAUUUUCAGUCACUAGUCGGUCCCGAGCGCCAGCGUGGGUAUAUAACCAUUGUAACCAGAAAUGAGUCUGGUAACAGAGUAUAAUAAAGUGCAACUGAGUCACAUAAAUUCGCCAAUAUUUUCGUGUCUACGAGUAGUUGGCUAUUUACUGAGUUAGGUACUAUUACCACAUAAUAUAAUAAUAUAUUUCUAUUGGUAAAAAUAUUGGUAACUAGAAUUAUUCAUCGUCAUAAAAGAUUUAUUUGCAAGAUUUUUAACUGUUACCAAUGGUAACAGUGGUUACAUGGACGCUUCGCCAGUGCCUUGUAUAAUGAGUCUUUCCAUGUUUUCUGUGUUGGCUCUCAUAACAUGUCCAAAGUAUUUUAAUUGUUGGAUGGAUGGAUGUUUGUUUUAUUAUUAAAUCCCAAUUAAAGCUAUUGUAAUAGUUGAAUUCGAUAUCUUUCCAAUAUUGUAAAUAGUCUUAUGUUUGGUAUGAUCGAUUCGAUGAAUUUAUGUCCAAAUAAUACAAAAAGGUUGAUAGUAAACGUUAUAGAAACUUUUCGUAUAUACAAAGGUUUUUGCAAAUGUGCGUUACUUUAUCCUGAGAUGUUUUUAUAACCCAUGUACAUAUGACGUUCCUGUUUUAUACCUACUCCACGCACAGAGCCCAGCUAAAUAAAACUUAGGUUAGGAAGCACGUAAAUCGACACUAAAUAUUCCCCACUAGUAGAGGUCUGUGGGCCAGUGCAUUUUAGAUUUUGGGAAAAAGACGUCCCUAAAAACAAUGGGUAUGGGGUUUUAAUCUGAAAUGUACAGGAUUACGAGCUCUAACCCUCAACAGAGGCCGAUGUACCUGGAAACAAAACUUUGAUAUUUGGGAAAAUAUCAAAAUAAUUAUUUAUUUCAUACUACUGUAUUUUAUUUAAGGUACUCAUGUCAAAAAUGUAUUAUUUAGUAAAAAUAUUAAAAUUUGGUUAUAAAUAUAAAUUUGCUUCUUCUACUUAAUUAUUAAAAAGUGACAAAGCAUUUUUUUGCUAAAAGGUUUUUGAUAUAACACACUUGAGAUAAUACUAAAACAUUGAAAUAAUGUCAUGCUUUUAAAACACACUUGGGUAUAGAACAUAUUAUGGUUAAACCAUCCACUUAGGAAUAUACCGAUAGAAAGCUCUAUUUAAAAAAAAUUGUAAUUUGUAACCCGACUGGACUGCAAGAAAUUUCCUAGUCGACUGGAUGGAGAAUAUGGUAUUUAUAACUACAGAUAUGUUAUCGCUAUGAUUAAUAAUUUAAAUAGAUUUUAAUUCUUUGUCUUCAUCUAAAUUUGCCCCAUACGUGACCCGAUUUUAUUCUUUAUUCUGAUUUUUUUACAACCUUUUUAAAUGUAUAAAUUACGUAUAUGUUACGUUUUUUAUAUAUUUUAUUUGAUACACGUUUAAAGUAUUUUAUUAGUGAUAAUUUCUUUAAGGUUAUUGCUGACGACAAAAUAUUUUUGUUCAAAGUUCAAAAUUUUGUUUCCAAUCUUCAUAGGGAUCCACGCAUAUAUAUGCAAACCGUUAAGAGAAAUACGGUAAACGAAAUUCUAAAACUGUAUUAUAAAUAUUAUUGUAAUAAAAUUAUAUAUAUACAAAAAUGAUAGGUAGGACACGCGCUCGUAGCCAACAAAAUGAAAUACCUAGAGACACUGACUGUAAAUAAUAAAUUAGAGCCACAGAAUUAUUACUAAUUAUUACGCAUUUAAGUCAAAUUGUGAGUGCGUCUGACCAAGAGAGGCUGAUAAUGAAUGAAUUAUUACGAUUGAAAAGAACCUUUCUGCAAUACUGACCAGAAUCAUCUAUAUUUAAUGUUAAAUAAUAAUUUACUUGUUAAAUCCUCUGACUUUAAUGCAUUCAAAUUUCAUAAUUAUAAAAUUGAUUCUUAAAAGUAAAACAUGGUAAUUGUAAAUAUCAUUAGGACAAACACAGGCAUAUGCUACUUUCUGUUAUAAUCUUCUAGUUCUGCUGUAUGUAAUAGUCUAUAAAUAUCAUUCAGUUACUAUAUUCAGUUCUUUAAUUUUUAUUCGUUUUAGUUGCAUAUUUUUAAACAGAUUUUUAUCAAUAACCAACUGUCUUAUAUCUUCAACUUUAUAUCAUAAAGUAUAAAAACUAUAAUAUAAUCUUAAUAUUUCGGCUUUUUCUAAUAUUUUCUUUAAAUUUAAAAAAUAAAGUUGGUACUUUUAACUCAGAAUUAAACUAAGUUUCAUACAGAAAACUACUUUUUGAAUAAAAUUGCGUUGCAAGAUACAUAGUAUGAAACUUUUAGACCUAUUUUUUAUGAAACUCUUCACUGUAAUUAAUAAACAAUAACUUUUAAAACUUCAACUAAUAAUUUAGUUUGAAUGCAUUAAGUGUUUAAUACAUGUUGUCUAUUCCAUUGGUAUUGUAUUUUUAAAUUUAUUAUGUUUCAGUUGUGUCUUCUUAAAAUAUUCAAUACGCAUACAGAGUAGAAAUUGAAACUGAAACGAUUUCAGAAGAAAUUAUUUUGCAAAAUCAAUGGGAAAAUCCCAAUAAAAUUAUUUUGGUUUAAAAAGUUUCUAUGUGAUAAUGCCUAUGAUAAAAAAUAUAGAACUGAUUUUAAGAAACCAAGCAAAACAAUAAAAUAAAAGAUAUUAGUACUUAUAUUUAUAAGUCAACCCAUUAUACUUUUUAAAAUGAACCCAUGAAAUCUGCUUCUACUUCUUCUUUAAGGCAAGCGUCCACAGACCCGCAUUCGUACGCAUCCGACGCAUCGUACGCAACGGAUUUUAGUUUGCCUUGUACAGAAACUUAUGUAACCGCGUCCACUGAUCCGCAUCGUACGGAUCGCAUUAUCGAUUGUCAAACUAAAAUCCGUUGCGUACGAUGCGUCGGAUGUGUACGAUGCGGGUCUGUGGACGCUUGACUUUAUUCGUCUUAAUCGACAAAAUUUGUGUCCAUUCUUUGGUGUAUUAUAUAUUUAUAAUAUACAUAUGUAGUUACACCAGCGCUGUGUUUUUAGGUCGCCCAAUACUUCUUCGCUCUAUCUGCGAUUUCUCUCCAAAUAGAUAUUUUUUGUAUUCACGCGAUUCUAUCAAAAUGUUUAUUCCGUCAUAUUUUUCUUUCUUAUAUCUAUAUGCUAUAAUGAUUUCACUUAUUUCCCUUUCAUAAUAUCAUGUAUUACCAGUUAUUCUUCUUAAUUAUUAUUCUUUUUGUUAUGGAUGCGUUGGGCCUUGAUUCUUCUAUGUAUGUCAUAACACAACGUACUGUUAUCUUGUGCACUUCAUUUUACAUCUCUAUAUCAAGAUAUUCGUUCAUUUUUCAAAAUUACAUCGUUUAAAUAGCCUGUUACCUUAAUAGCUUUUGUAGCUUGGCGUCUUACUUCAUUCAGAUACUUAAAAUUCAUUGUUGGUUCUAUUAUCUUACCAUUGACUUCCAAUUUACAUUAUAUCCUUUCCUUAGGACUGAUUAUAUAAUUUAUUAUUUGAGUUUUAUUAGUGUAUUAGGAGUUUUCUCUUUUUUUUUUAAAAUGAUGUAAGAACCUUUGAAAAUCGUCUUCAAUUUCUGCUACCGGGAUAAUAUUGUCUACAUAACAUAGUACUUUCACGUUCACUUUCCCCAUUUUAUAUCAUAUUUCCUUUAUUAUUUCUCUAUAAACGUCUUUGAUUAUUCUAAUUAGGUGUUGCGGAACUCCUCUGUUGGAUUCUAUUUCGAUAAUAUCUUCCAGCUGAAUUCUAUCAAAAUAUUUCCAUACGUCCACAAAACACAAGAAUACUUGUCAAUUAUAUUCGACACAUGUUUCUAAUAUUUUUCUCUACUUGUCAGUAUAAUAAAAUCUGCUUUAAAACGCAUUUACUUGAUUUACUGAAAACUAGGGGCAACUAGCGACGACAGACAUCUCAUAAACCAUUUAUAUGCGGUUCCAACAUAAGAGCUGCCGUUAUAGAAUAAUAAAAGUAAUAUGAACAAACUACCAUCGUACGUGAAACAGGGAAGAAUAAAUAGGAAUCAUUGAUGGUCUAAAAAAAUUUAGUACAUCAUAACCCAAACACAAUCUCUAAACUUUAGCACCUCAAAAAAAUUUAGCACAUAAGAUUUAUUAAUAAGUUAUACUGUUAUACUGAUUUAUUAAUAAGUUAUACUGAGGUCAAAGGGCUUCCACGAUAUUUGACCUUAAAUUUUAAAGGCAGGUAAUGUAAGAAUGAGUCAAAUAGGAAUUUAUUGUAUCGCCACUCUCUAACUUCUACUUACUGAAAAAAAAAAUAUGAGCAGGCACUUCAGCACAGGGCUAAAACCAGGAUAGUUCUAUUAACAAACUACAACACGCAAAGGAUAUUAUACUGGUAUUUAAGAAAAUAACGAGAAAUCUUGUUUCCAUUUGUUAAGUGGGCGUGAUCGGAUUAGAAUCGUUUUUCGACUCGACAUAGACAAUUAAAUUAAGAGACUAAAUUCUGUUAUAAAAUAAAUGUGUUAAUUUAGACAUUUUUAUACCCCACUAGGAACGCUUAGAAAAUCAUAUCAUUAGAGAUGAUUAUGACAAUGUACAAGUUCGAUCUAUAUUUAACACUUUAUAAAACAUACGCAUCAACUGAAACAUAAAUAAUAUUUUUUUCUCUAUAAAUGAUCAAUGUAUUGAGCUUUUUAAGUGUUAUAAGAAUAUUUUACAUGAUUAUAAAAUUAUUGUAUAGUUUCUGCUCAAGCUGAUUAUCAUAAUAUGUUGUAUAAUAAGUGAUAAAAAUCAUUUUAUUUGUAAUAUACAAAUAUAUUCACAUAUCUAAAUUCAAAAUUAAUAAACUCCACUAAUAAAUAAUUGCCAAAAUUCUCAGCGGGAGUAUUAUUAUUGUAUACUUUAAUGGUAAUUUUUAUUGAAGUUGAUUCACACAAGUCAAGUAGUUUGGUAGAGUUUUCAAGUAAUUUAGUAAUACACAUAAUGACAAAAUAAUACAUAUAUUAUACAUUCAUUUUGGCCAGCCUGACUGGAAGAGUUUAGUAAACAAUGGGUAAAUAAAACUUAUUCUACUUUGGAGGUCUAGUGGACAUAAAACGACCACAUUAUUACCAGACUGGCUCGCUUAGAUGGAUACUAAAAGGAUACAGUGGAUAUGCCCACAUCAUUGAUAAUAAAUAAUGGGUAGACAUAAUAUCGACUGUAGUUAUCUGUUGACCGAAGAGAUUAAGACAUCUUUCUUCUGGAUAACUGCUUAUUAUCAGUAAUUUAAUUACUCAUCUUAUCCAGUAAUUAAUUAGAAGAUUAUUCCAAUAUUCGGAGGACGAGAAAAUGUUUUGCUGAUUUUCAGCAGCCAAUAAUAUUUAAAGAGUCAAAAUCUUCAAGCUCAUCUCUGGCUGAUGUUUUUAUUGAUUAAAUAUGUUCGCUUUACUAGUGCCUUUCAACUAAAUACUAGCCACGUGUAAGCCAUGGUUUUUACUUGACUUGAUGUAGGUAACUCCACUAGUUUACUUGACUUGUAUGAACACUCAACAUCUAUUCUGACGAUUAUAGGUAAUCGUAAUCACUGUACACAUUACUUAUUAAAAAUUAUUAUUAGAAAUUUUAUAUAUUCUCUUUCACAAAAUGUUUUGUUUUAGCAUUAUUAUAUAAAAAUGUGUAGUUGGAGGUGGUUGAUUCUACAAUAAGAAAUAUGCAACUGAGUAAUGCAGUUUAUUUAUUACGAAAACUAUAAGAGCUUUAGCACAAAUCAAGCUUUCAUAAUUCUUAAAAUACCGCCCUCGUCAACAUAAAUUCUACUUAAUUUAAAUCAUAAAUGGUCUACUUUUAUUAUAUACAUAUGUAGUUUCUUUACAGACCUUUUAGGCCCAGAGCUUUGUUGUUUUUUCCGUAGCUUUCUGUUAUUUGUCAACUUCUCCCAGUCUGUUAUUCCCUUUUUCUUUAGGUCUUCUACUACCGCCUCUCUCCAUCGCUUUCGUGGUCUUCCUCUCUUUCUUUUAUAUUCUGGUACUCUCCAUGAUAUUUUCUUGACCACUCUGUCAUCGUUCAUUCUUUCUAUAUGACCCAGCCACUGCAACCUUCUUGAUUUUAUUACGCUAUCUAUUUGUGGUUCUUUGUAAAUAUAAUAAACUUACUCAUUUGUCCUUCUUAUAUACCCUUCCUCUGUUCUCUUCCCUAUUAAUAUUCUUCUGAGUAUUUUCCUUUCCCAUUUUCUUACUGUUUCUUUUGUUGUUUGGUUGAGUAUCCAUGUCUCACAUCCGUAUGUCGCUGUUUGCCUUAUUAUAGUCUUGUAAAUCCUGAAUUUCGUAUUCUAUGACAGCUGUUUUGAUCUUAGUAAAUAAUUAAUGGCUCCCGCAGAUCGAUUGGCUUUACUUAAUAUGGCAUCAAUUUCUUUCAUUUCUUCACACUUGUUUGUUAUCCUUGCUCCUUAAUCCUUAAUCUUCUAAAAAAGGAAAUUAACAAGAAAGUCAUGUCAAUUUUGUAGAUGUUAUUAUGUUCAAAAUUUAACAGGGUCAAUACACUGACGUAUUUUGUGGAAAAUAAAAAUUUGUUAAUUUUAGACUCAUAUUUCCUCAUACUUUCUUACUUUAUUUCAAUUACAUUUUUAUCACUUAAUUAUAUAACAGAAUAAAAUCAUAACAAAAACGUAACUAUAAUACGUCUAAUUUUAUCAGUUGCGUAGAAAGGAUUAAAAUGUAAUGACGCGCUCUCGAAAAAAAUCUCCCUAGUUUGUACACCGUACCGUCACUCCAGUGUUUAAUAAUUUUUAGGCACUUAGCACAGGGCAAGAUUCUGGAGCAAUAUACAGAUUAAAUCAUAAAAACUUCCUUCUUAUGAACAAAACAACACGCUGUAAACUGCACCCUAAACAGCGAGCAUACCGAAAACUGACGUCAGCGUUUGACGAAUUUUCAAACUAUAGAUCAAGGUCAACUUUAAAUAAUGAUUUAAUUUAUAAUUAAUAUUAUUAUAACAUGCCUUAUAUUAUCUUUGAAUAAAGAAUGAUGGAGCAGUAUGCAUAUGAUGGCUUACAAAUUUUUUCAUUGUACUUAUUAACUGUUAUAUAUGAUAUAGUAUUUCAUCAGAAUCUACUUAAAAUGUGUACCUAUGUUUUGUUUGUUGUUGUUUUUUUUAAUUUGAAAUCCUGCAUAAUUAUAGUUUUAAGCCGAAAUGGGUUACUACAACACUACUAUGUAAAUUUAAACGUCACUAUUUAUUUUUAUAUAAAUUUGUAUCUCUAAUAAGCUACAAUUUUAAAAAUUUAGGGUAUCUAAACUUCAUAUCAAAUAUUUGAACUUUAGUAUAGUUUAAUAAAGAUAUUAUCUACUUCUUCCAGUUUUUACAAGGAGUUUAUAAGUGAUUUUUUAAUAUAAAUGAAAUAUUUUGUUUUGCUUUUGGUGCAUAACUAAGAAUUAAUAAUUAAUAUGAUAUUUUCAAUUACAUAAUUUAGACAAGAUUGACCUUGAACCCACCAUUGACUGACAGAAAGACAGGUCAGGGCCAGAGCUUGCUAUUGUCAGUGGCGGCGGGCUCGUUAGGGAAGGAGGUCGCUGGGGGGCCAAAACAGAGGGCUCGGUCCCCUUCGGCGUCCCCCCACCCGCACUGCGAGCGACUAUUGCUCACUAUUAAAUAUUCUAAAUGAUAAGAAAGAGUUGUAUGUACUAUAUUUGAAGACAUUCCAAUUAUUUAUUAACUACGUAUUGCGUAGACAUAUACUGUUUGGCGUUUUUAUUUAAAUAAAAAAUUUGAAAAGUG
Molecule: messenger RNA, 16413 nt
Organism: Diabrotica virgifera virgifera (western corn rootworm)
Lineage: Eukaryota; Metazoa; Arthropoda; Insecta; Coleoptera; Chrysomelidae
Gene: Rdl
Product: gamma-aminobutyric acid receptor subunit beta
Exons: 10
Coding region: 137-1567 (476 amino acids)
Biological process (GO): regulation of membrane potential; chemical synaptic transmission; nervous system process
Cellular component (GO): membrane; neuron projection; synapse
Molecular function (GO): extracellular ligand-gated monoatomic ion channel activity; neurotransmitter receptor activity; chloride channel activity
Source: RefSeq, a predicted model, not a curated record